CUCAGCCAGUCUGCUUUCUUUUAGCUCCUAGUCCGCUCCUUAUUACCAGCUGGGUGAGUGCGCGCUCUCACGCACGGGCGCGAGACACUACCAAGGCUGAGAUAAGCCUCUCGCGCAGAGUUGAGGUCCCUCUGUCUGCAGGUGUCUAGUGAAGCGCGCGGAGCCGCGAGGGAGUUACCGGUCGCCCUGUCCACAGGUUCAAAUGCAAUAUGACGGAUCAAUGGAGCCCGGUGCGGGAGACAUGGCUUCUUCUGCUGCUCGUCACCGCGUUUUACUCAUUAAGGGCCACUCAAGCAGCAAAUCCCAUCGACGUCCUGAAGGUGCUAGAUGUGUCAGAGGACAUGGAGGGCGUGUCGCUGGAAGCGGGACUCUGCACCAGUAGAGAGGGUCACGAGGAGACAGACCUCUCCUUCAGAAUAGACAAGAAGAUACAGCUGAGCGCGCCCACCAAGCAGCUCUUCCCUGAGUCUCAGUUCCCAGUGGAUUUCUCAGUGAUGACUACAGUCCGAGCUCGUAAAGACUCCCAGGUCUUCCUGCUCUCGAUCUAUGACUCACAGGGGACGCAGCAGCUGGGUUUGGAGGUGGGCCGCUCUCCAGUCUUCCUGUAUGAGGACCAGGAGGGUCAGCCCCCUCCCGAACUUUAUCCCACCUUCAGGAAGAUCAACCUGGCUGACGGCAAGUGGCACAGAGUGGCCUACAGUGUGGAGGGCCAGUCUGUGACUCUCUACUUGGACUGUGCCAAGCUGGACACCUUGGACCUGCCCAGAGGCCAUGACCCGUGGGUCAGCACCGACGGGGUCACCGUGUUUGGAACGCGCCUGCUGGACGAAGGUGUUUUUGAGGGAGACAUCCAGCAGCUGCUGAUUGUCAAUGACCCCAGAGCAGCAGAGACUUACUGUCAGGACUACAUCCCAGACUGCCACGCUCCUUUGCCCUAUAACAGCAUAUUAACGGAGCCUGAGGAGGUGGAGAGCGCACCAAAGAAACAUGUGGUGGAAGAGUUUGAGGAGUUUGACUACAGCGACCUCUAUGACGACGUGUCCUUUUCCACAGUGACCAUGGGCCCCAAUGUCACUGAGUAUGAGAUUGUAGAGUACGAGGACUAUGACAACACCACAGAUGACUACCAGGUGACAGAGUAUGAAUAUGAAGACGAAUACGAGGAGCGCUACGGGCCGGCAGCAAGAGAGGGAGAGUACAGUUUGAACACACAGGACCUACCGGAGAAAGGACAGAAAGGAGAACCGGGCUAUUUGGGACUGGGCACCCUGAUAGUUGGACCACAUGGGCUUCCAGGACCAGAGGGAGAGGCUGGACCUCCUGGACCGACAGGGCCAGUGGGACCUCGAGGAGACCCCGGGGAGCUGGGCCCUUCAGGGCGGCCGGGCAUAAACGGGGCUGAUGGAAUACCAGGUCCCCCAGGAAACAUAAUGCUCUUACCAUUCCAGUCAGGUGGUGAUCCACAGCAAGGACCAGUGGUAUCAGCCCAGGAGGCUCAGGCUCAGGCCAUCUUGCAGCAGACCAAACUGGCUAUGAAGGGACCUCCUGGACCGCUUGGCCUUAGAGGGAGACCUGGACCGCUGGGUUCACCAGGGCCUGCAGGGCUGAAAGGGACCAACGGAGACAUGGGGCCACAGGGUCCCAGAGGGCUGCCAGGUAUCCCAGGUCAGAAUGGACGCCCAGGAAAAAGGGGUCGAUCUGGUGCAGAUGGGAGCCGCGGUGCAACAGGAGAGGCAGGUGCAAAGGGGGACAGGGGGUUUGAUGGCUUGCCAGGCCUCCCUGGAAACAAAGGACAUAAAGGGGACAGGGGGAAGCCAGGCCCCCAUGGUCCACCUGGAGAGCCAGGAGAAAAGGGCUCUGAGGGGCCAUCUGGGCCAAGAGGACAACCAGGUGAUCCUGGUUCCAGAGGUCUGAACGGCCCCAGAGGUCACCCCGGUCCCCCAGGUCUGCCUGGCAUCCGCGGAGUUGACGGAGUUCAAGGUUCAAAGGGAAACUUGGGACCUCCAGGAGACGUCGGAGCACCCGGGCAGCAAGGCAACCCUGGAUUCCCAGGUUUCCCCGGUCCUCAGGGAUUGGUAGGGCUCCCAGGGGAGAAGGGGCCUCAAGGGAAGAAAGGGAUGCGAGGUUUACCUGGAAACGACGGGCCUCCAGGCCACCCUGGAAGGGAGGGGACUCCAGGAGAAAAAGGGCUACCAGGUCCUCCAGGCGUGCAGGGGCCUGUUGGAUACCCGGGGCCACGGGGAGUUAAGGGUGCAGACGGGGUGAGGGGAUUAAAGGGAAGCAAAGGAGAAAAGGGCGAGGAUGGCUUCCCAGGGUCCAAAGGGGAGAUGGGUGCAAAGGGGGACAUCGGAGACAAUGGGCUUCCAGGGAUCCGAGGUGAAGAUGGGCCUGAGGGGCCCAAGGGCCAGAUGGGGCCUCAGGGAGAACCUGGCCCUGCUGGCACUGCCGGGGAGAAGGGGAAAUUGGGAGUUCCAGGGCUGCCAGGAUAUCCAGGGCGACAAGGACCUAAGGGCUCUGACGGUUUUCCUGGUGCUGUGGGCGCUCUGGGAGAAAAGGGAAAGAAAGGACCAGCAGGACAGCCAGGAAGUGCAGGCCAGAGGGGUCCUAAUGGCGCACGAGGUGGCAGGGGAGCGAAAGGGCCCACAGGAAAACCAGGACCAAAGGGCUCUUCAGGACAUGACGGACCUGCAGGACCUCCAGGGGAGAGGGGACCUCAAGGGCCACAGGGAAGGAAUGGAGAGCCUGGACCUAAAGGAUCCAAUGGCCCAGCUGGGAAGGAUGGACUUCCAGGUCACCCAGGUCAGAGAGGAGAGCCGGGAUUCCAAGGGAAGACAGGACCUCCUGGACCUUCAGGUGUGGUGGGACCGCAGGGCAAAUCAGGAGAGACUGGCCCAACAGGGGACAGAGGUCAUCCAGGUGCUCCAGGGGUGCCUGGAGAGCAGGGUCUACCUGGGGCUGCUGGGAAGGAGGGUGGGAAGGGUGACCCAGGAGCACCAGGGACCUCUGGGAAAAGCGGGCCGACAGGACUGAAAGGUUUCAGGGGGAGCAGAGGAGCCCCUGGAGCUAUGGGUCCUGCUGGUCUGAAAGGAGGCUCAGGACCUACUGGACCCCCAGGAGCCAUAGGGGCGACAGGUGAGAGGGGCCCUGCAGGACCAGCCGGUGCCAUCGGCCAGCCUGGACGGGCUGGACCCAUCGGUGGACCUGGACCAAUGGGAGAGAAGGGGGAGCCUGGUGAGAAAGGUCCGAUUGGGCCAGCAGGUCAGGAUGGAGACCAAGGACCUGUAGGACUGCCUGGAGCUGCUGGCCCUGCAGGACCACCAGGAGAUGACGGGGAUAAGGGAGAGCAGGGUGGACCAGGGCAGAAAGGCAGCAAAGGAGACAAAGGGGAAUCAGGCCCCCCAGGGCCCCUUGGCAGUCAGGGGCCAAUUGGUCAGCCAGGACCACCGGGUGCGGAUGGAGAGCCCGGUCCCCGAGGCCAGCAGGGCAUGUAUGGCCAGAAAGGAGAUGAGGGACUUCGUGGCUUCAAGGGCUCAAAGGGGCCAACGGGAUUACAGGGUAUGCCUGGUCUACCAGGAGAAAAGGGGGAGAGCGGGCAUGUGGGACUUAUGGGCCCACCUGGACAACAAGGCCCCACAGGCUCCCAAGGACCCAUUGGGGGUCAGGGUCCAAUGGGUCUUCCAGGGAUGGUAGGACAACCAGGCCUUGUUGGAGAGAAGGGGGAGGAUGGAGAGGCAGGGGACCCAGGACCAGUGGGCGUGUCAGGACGGGCUGGAGAGAAGGGUGAUCAGGGGGAGAAGGGUGACACGGGCCCUCCAGGAGCAGCUGGUCCUCCAGGAGCCAGGGGCCCCCAGGGGGAGGAUGGAGCCAAAGGCAAUGCUGGUCCAAUAGGUUUCCCAGGGGACUCAGGACAGCCAGGAGAGGCUGGACCCAAUGGUGUGGAUGGUUUGCCUGGGUCUAAAGGGGAUACAGGAGAACCAGGGAAAUCUGGACCAGUGGGAGCGUCAGGGGAGCCUGGACCAACUGGACCACCUGGGCGAAGGGGCCACAUGGGGAAACCUGGGAAGGAGGGAAAGGCAGGCAUGAAAGGAGGAAAGGGGUCUCCUGGACCAGAGGGCUUCAUAGGGAAGACGGGGCCCGUCGGUGCGCAGGGGAACCCAGGGAAGCCCGGCCCCCAGGGUUUAAGAGGAAUCCCAGGCCCUGCGGGUGAGCAGGGUUUAAAUGGACCACCUGGCCAGACCGGACCACCAGGUCCUAUGGGCCCCCCGGGACUACCAGGGCUAAAGGGAGACCCCGGCAACAAGGGAGACAAGGGCCAUGGUGGUCUGAUAGGUCUGAUCGGGCCACCAGGAGACGUUGGAGAGAAGGGAGACAGAGGACUGCCAGGAAACCAGGGGCUACAGGGUCUCAAAGGAGAAGAGGGUGCAGUUGGUCCUGGAGGUCCCAACGGUCCUCCCGGCCCUCAGGGUCUGAGUGGUUCUGUUGGUCCAAAAGGCUCAAAAGGAAAUCAGGGUCCAAUUGGUCCCAGAGGAGACACAGGACCUGCAGGUCCUCCAGGACCACCAGGCCCACCAGCAUCUAGGAUCGUCCCUCUGCCAGAGCAAGGAAGGAGAAGGAGACACCCUGUCUUGGUGGACGGUGGCGCAUUGGAAGAGGAUGAAGGGACAAAUGGAGGAGAGGAGUGGAUGCAAGGGGAUCAGGCGAGGAUAGAGGGGGGGCCGACAGAGGAGCAAGACAUGGAGGAGGUGUUUGCGUCUCUGUCCUCUAUGAGAGUGGAGGUGGAGGGUCUGCGAAAUCCCCUGGGGACGUACCACAGCCCCGCCCGCACAUGCAAGGAGCUCUACUUCCUGCACCCAGAGCUCCCAGAUGGUGAGUACUGGAUAGAUCCUAACCAGGGUUGCCAUAGAGACUCCUUCAAGGUGUUUUGCAACUUCACUGCACAUGGAGAGACAUGUCUGCAACCUGACAAGAAGUUCCAGUCGGUGAGGCUCACAGGCUGGAAAGGAGAGAAGCCAGGCACCUGGUACAGUAAAUUCAGGAAAGGAAAACAGUUUUCCUACACUGGGUCAGACGGCGUUCCAGUCCACGUGGUGCAGCUGACCUUCCUGAAGCUGCUGAGCGCCACAGCCAAGCAGACCUUCACCUACCACUGCCUCAACUCGGCCGCCUGGCUGCACACCGCCACCUACAGCCACGAACACGCACUGCGCUUCAGGGGCAGCAACGGGGAGGAGCUGACACACGAGAACACACAUUACCUUGGUGCACUGUAUGACGGCUGCCAGGCUCGGUCAGGGCAGGAGAGGACAGUUUUGGAGUUUGACGCUCCACAUUCUGACACGCUCCCCAUCAUCGACGUGGCUGUGUCCGAUUUUGGAAAUGGGAACCAGAAAUUUGGCUUCCAGGUCGGCCCAGUCUGUUACAAUGGUUAGCCGAGGCAGGGAGCCAAAGACGAGAGUAAAUUAAGAGGAGCCAUGGACACUUUUUAACAUGCAGGGAGAAAACUACAUUCAAGACUUGCCUGAUGCCACAUAUUUAUAAAUAGAUUUACCUAGAACAGUGUUCCUUCAUCUAAACAUACAUUCAUUUAUGCACACAUUUCAUUCAGUUAUGCUAUCCUUCAUCCAAACAUUCACUGUUUGGAUUCUCUCACAGCUGGGACUCACAUAUUGUGUCUUAAAAGCAGUGCAUACAUUUGUUGUUAUCAGUGACAGCCAGCCGCAUCCACUGUUACACACAUUCACUCUCUGAAGGAGUGAGCGGUGCUUUUCAUUUGUUCAUCCUUGCACUCAUCCACAUCGAAACAUCAUCACUCACUCUCAUGCGACUGCGCAGUAUGACCAGAGAAACACUGAAACUUUGAAAACACCACAGAUGCCACCUUUCAGCAGCCCAUCAUGCUGUAUUGUCACCAAACCUCAUUUUGUUUUGUCUUUAUCUGUUUGUUUGUCUUCGUCGUGUUGUGAUAAUUAUCUGUUAUGUGAUGUGUACAUUGGAGUGUAAUUGAUCACGGUGCUAUUAUGUAACUCCUUGCAGAGUACAUUUCAUUGUUAAAGGGAACUGGGGCAGUGCAUUUUUUUAAUAUUGUGAAGCCAUGUUUUUUUUUGUUUUGUUUUGUUUUUGUUUGUUUUUUUAACAUAUGUUUCAACAUAACAAACCAAACUGUGGUACACAAUCGCCUCAAGGUCUUUCUACACAUGUUUGUGGGGGGGAAGUGACUGAGUAACAUAUUUUAAUAAAAGUACAAGAUGUACAUUUAA
Messenger RNA from Myripristis murdjan (pinecone soldierfish), 6257 nucleotides. Its product is annotated as collagen alpha-1(XI) chain-like. Gene Ontology annotation, biological process: extracellular matrix organization. Lineage: Eukaryota; Metazoa; Chordata; Actinopteri; Holocentriformes; Holocentridae. Bases 210 to 5429 code for a protein of 1739 amino acids. Gene Ontology annotation, molecular function: extracellular matrix structural constituent conferring tensile strength. The transcript has 66 exons. The record is from RefSeq and is a predicted model, not a curated record.